This is a messenger RNA of Mytilinidion resinicola, 1554 nucleotides long. RefSeq names its product methionine synthase-like protein. The record is from RefSeq and is a predicted model, not a curated record. Gene Ontology annotation, molecular function: 5-methyltetrahydropteroyltriglutamate-homocysteine S-methyltransferase activity; zinc ion binding. NCBI's taxonomy places the organism in Eukaryota, Fungi, Ascomycota, Dothideomycetes, Mytilinidiales, Mytilinidiaceae. The transcript has a single exon. Bases 199 to 1323 code for a protein of 374 amino acids.
CACAAAUUUUGUUAGAAGCACUCGGCCCCCAAAUGGGGAGGGGUUUAGGUAUAAGAAACGAUGCUCUCCCCCAAAUCGAGGCGAGCUUGCCAGGCCACGUUCAACCGUGUCAACCCCAUUUUCACUUCGCACGUGAUAUCGUUAUAUCACUAUAUCUCUCUUCACAUCGUUGACAUUUGAAUAGUCGGCACGGACGACAUGGUUCUCCCCACCGGCGUGUACCGAGCAGACCAUGUAGGAUCCUUCCUGCGGCCAGCCGCCCUGCUCUCCGUCCGCGAGAAGGUCGCCACCAAGCAACUCCCCUCGUCAGACCUCCACGCCCUCGAAGACCGCUGCAUCGCCGACGUCGUGAAGAAGCAGCUCGCCGCGGGCCUGCGCUCCAUCACCGACGGCGAGUUCCGCCGCGCCUACUUCCACCUCGACUUCCUGCAGCACUUUUCGGGUGUCUCGAUCCAGGGGCAGACGGGCACCAUCCGCCCGCACGGCUUCUCGCCCCCCGUGUUGGCCGUGACAGGCAAGCUAGGCCACCCCGCGCCCAUCCAGGUCGCCGACUUCAAGUUCCUCGAGAAGCACAUCGGCUCCGCGGCGGCGUCGACCAAGGUCUGCAUCCCCUCGCCGACCAUGGUGCACUUCCGCGGCGGGCGCGCGAGCAUCGACAUCGCCGCGUACCCGGACCUGGACCCGUUCUUCGUGGACCUCGCGAAAGUGUACCAGGACGAGCUGGCGGCGCUGUAUACGGCGGGCUGCCGCUUCGUGCAGCUCGACGACACCAACCUGGCGUACCUGUGCGAUCCGGAGAUGCGCAAGGCGGCUGUGGAGCGCAAUGAGGAUUUGGACGCGCUCCCGCGGCGCUAUGCGGAGCUCAUUAAUGCGGCGAUUGGGGCGCGGCCGAAGGAUAUGAAGAUUGGGAUCCAUUUGUGCCGUGGGAACUAUCGGUCGAAGUGGUUUGCUUCGGGUGGGUAUGAGCCGGUGGCAGAGGUGCUGUUUAAGGAGCUGAAUGUGGAUGCGUACUUCCUCGAGUACGACGAUGCGCGAAGCGGGGACUUUGAGCCGCUAAGGCAUCUGCCGGAGCACAAGGUGGUCGUGCUGGGGCUGAUGAGCAGUAAGAAGAACACUCUGGAUGAUAAGGCGGAGAUUAUAGAGCGACUGGGACAAGCAGCAGCGAAGUGUAAAGGGGGUUUGGACCAGUUGUGCCUGAGCCACCAGUGUGGGUUUAGCUCGACGGCGGAGGGGAACGAGUUAACGGAGGAGGAGCAGUGGGCGAAGGUGAGGUUGGAGGUUGAGAUUGCGAAGGAGGUGUGGGGAGACGAUAUAUCGAAGUGAGGAGAGCGUUAGCGUUCGAAUCGUGGCAAUUUCGGCACAAAAAUGAAGCACCUGCAAGCGAUAGCAUAGAGGCAUAUUAGGAUAGUUUACGAAUCCGGAAUAUGACCAAUUAGGAGAUAUAGCUCGGGGACAUCAGACUCCGAACCAGCCUACAUCCUUUUCCUGCUACAACGGCACACCAUUGGUGAUCUCGCCAUAAGGAACUGGCUCAUAAUCUCCAAAGCAAGCGUA